Molecule: messenger RNA, 2025 nt
Organism: Pseudopodoces humilis (Tibetan ground-tit)
Lineage: Eukaryota; Metazoa; Chordata; Aves; Passeriformes; Paridae
Gene: ESRP1
Product: epithelial splicing regulatory protein 1
Molecular function (GO): RNA binding
Source: RefSeq, a predicted model, not a curated record
CUGCCGCUUGGGUCUCGCUUGGAAGCGCCUGGGGCAAGGAAAGUUUCCGGCUUCUUCUCUUUCCCCGCUUCUUCCUUUCCUCCUUUUUAUCCUCUCUGCUGGCCCGGUGGCACCAUGACGGCGUCUCCCGACUACUUGGUGAUUCUCUUCGUGACCACGGCGGGCACCAACGGGGCAAGGUUGGGCUCAGACGAGCGAGAGCUGCUCCAGCUCCUGUGGAAAGUGGUCGACCUGAGGAGUAAGGAGCUGGGGCACCUGCAUGACGUGCUGGUCCGGCCUGACCGCACAGAACUGACGGCUGAGUGCCAGGAGAUCACCCAAGUGGAUGUGGAGAGCCUGGCACUGGCUCCACCGCUGGAGCAGGCAUUGAGACAGUUUAAUCAGUCCGUGAGCAAUGAGCUGAACAUUGGUGUAGGUACUUCUUUCUGUUUCUGUACUGAUGGACAGUUGCACAUUAGGCAGGUUCUACACCCUGAAGCUUCCAAAAAGAAUAUUUUAUUGCCUGAAUGCUUCUACUCCUUUUUUGACUUGCGGAAAGAGUUCAAGAAGUGUUGCCCUGGUUCACCUGAAGUUAGCAAACUUGAUGUUGUAGCCAUGACAGAAUAUUUAAAUCUUGACAAGAGCAGUUCAGCAUUUCCCUAUGGAGCCUCUCAAGUUGAAGAUAUGGGGCAUAUUAUUUUAACAUUAAUAUCUGAACCAUACAAUCACAGAUUUUCAGAUCCAGAAAGGGUGAACUACAAAUUUGAAAGUGGGCCUUGCAGCAAGAUGGAACUUGUGGACAACAAUGCUGUUAUCCGAGCAAGAGGAUUGCCAUGGCAGUCAUCUGACCAGGACAUAGCAAGAUUCUUCAAAGGUCUAAAUAUUGCCAAAGGGGGUGCUGCACUCUGUCUCAAUGCCCAAGGUAGGAGGAAUGGGGAGGCUCUUGUGAGGUUCGUAAGUGAAGAGCAUAGAGAUCUAGCACUACAAAGGCACAAGCAUCACAUGGGGAACCGAUACAUAGAGGUAUACAAGGCAACAGGUGAAGACUUCCUUAAAAUUGCAGGAGGUACUUCCAAUGAGGUUGCACAGUUUUUGUCGAAAGAAAACCAAGUGAUUGUCAGGAUGCGAGGUCUUCCUUUCAAUGUAACAACAGAAGAAGUGCUGACUUUCUUUGGCCAGCACUGCCCUGUAACAGGAGGAAAGGAGGGAGUCCUGUUUGUUACUUACCCUGACAGCAGGCCAACAGGGGAUGCCUUUGUCUUGUUUGCUUGUGAGGAAUAUGCACAAAAUGCACUGAAAAAGCACAAGGAUUUGCUGGGGAAAAGGUACAUUGAACUCUUCCGUAGCACUGCAGCAGAAGUUCAGCAGGUGCUGAACAGGUACUCUUCCACACCUCUCAUUCCUCUCCCAACACCUCCAGUUCUUCCAGUAUUACCUCAACAAUUUGUGCCUCCCACUAACAUCAGAGACUGCAUACGUUUGCGUGGUCUUCCCUAUGCUGCUACUAUAGAGGACAUUCUGGAGUUCCUGGGAGAGUUUUCUACAGAUAUUCGGACCCAUGGAGUUCACAUGGUAUUAAAUCACCAGGGGCGUCCAUCGGGAGAUGCUUUCAUUCAGAUGAAAUCUGCAGAUCGAGCUUUCCUGGCUGCACAGAAAUGUCAUAAGAAGACCAUGAAGGACAGAUAUGUUGAAGUCUUUCAAUGUUCUGCUGAAGAGAUGAACUUUGUAUUAAUGGGGGGCACUUUAAAUCGAAAUGGCUUGUCCCCGCCACCAUGUAAGUUACCAUGCCUUUCACCCCCUACCUACUCGUUCCCAGCUCCUGCUGCAGUUGUGCCAACAGAAGCUGCUCUGUAUCAGCCAUCCAUGCUUCUGAACCCACGAACACUCCAGCCCUCCACAGCCUACUACCCUGCUGGGGCUCAGCUCUUCAUGAACUACACAGCAUAUUACCCCAGUAUGCAGCAGAGGAUGGACUUGUACACACAAAUGAUGCGGCCGGGACAAUAUCCAAAGCAUGGAUUUGCAUUUAAAGGCCCCAGCAGUUAG